Messenger RNA from Komagataella phaffii GS115, 1074 nucleotides. RefSeq names its product Palmitoyltransferase for Vac8p, required for vacuolar membrane fusion. The transcript has a single exon. Gene Ontology annotation, cellular component: endoplasmic reticulum; Golgi apparatus. The coding region runs from base 1 to 1074 and encodes 357 amino acids. NCBI's taxonomy places the organism in Eukaryota, Fungi, Ascomycota, Pichiomycetes, Pichiales, Pichiaceae. The record is from RefSeq and is a predicted model, not a curated record. Gene Ontology annotation, molecular function: protein-cysteine S-palmitoyltransferase activity. Gene Ontology annotation, biological process: protein targeting to membrane; peptidyl-L-cysteine S-palmitoylation.
AUGUAUUAUAUCAAAAGAUGCUGCUGCCUUCUGGCGUCCACAUUCCCGAGGGCCUUUUGCAGCGGAUUGUUCCUUUGGGCCACCUACGUACUGUGCAUUGAGAUUGCUUUCAAGUUAUACGGCGGAAUAAUAGGGCUGGUUCUUUGCACUGUUGGUGUAAUUCUACUAGUCAUCUCCUUGCAGGCGUACUGUUUGGUAGUUGCCUUAGGUCCUGGAUCUCCGGCUGACUUUACCGAGCUUCAUAUCUUAAACUACGUUCCUGGGAUGCAGAUCAAACCACCCCACGAACUGCUAAACAGAACAGUUACCACCAGUGGAAGUGGCAAUUUCAGGAUAUGCAAUAAGUGUGAAGUGUUCAAACCAGAUAGAAGUCACCACUGCUCUUCUUGUGGUAUAUGUAUACUCAAAAUGGACCAUCAUUGUCCUUGGUUUGCAUGUUGCAUUGGUUUCAAGAAUCACAAAUUUUUUGUUCAAUUUCUGAUCUAUACACAGAUAUAUUCCUUAUUAGCAUUGCUGGUCAGUGGGAAGGUUCUUUACGAUUUUUUUGAGACGAAGAGGUAUAAGGAUCAUUAUUUAUCUCUGAACUAUGUGUUCUUAACGGUUGUUAGUUUUGUGACUUUUCUUUCGUUAACCUUUUUCAUAGGGUUCACCCUGUACCAACUAUUUCGUAACAAAACCACGAUCGAAUCCUACGAAAGUCAAAGAUACAGAGCGAACCUUAAGGUUGCUGAUGACAGAUACUACAAGUUUAACUCCAGAAAACCAACGGAUAAAAGUUUAGGAAACGUGUUUGACUUGGGCUGGAGAGAAAAUUUCAAGCAAGUCAUGGGCAAUUCCUGGUAUGAAUGGCUGCUGCCAAUAAGGGUGGUACCUAAACGUUUGAAUGACUAUUAUCUGAACAAUGGAUUGAACUACCCAGUGAACGAGCAUGUUUACCAAAAACUUGUUCAGAACUCUGAACUUCAACAACGAUUGUAUGAAGACAUAUUAGAUUACAGGAGGAAGCAGAAGCAAGACCAGGAAGCGGAUUUGGAGAAUGAAUAUCAACAAUCCGGUACUGUCUAUGGAGUUUAG